UUUAACCGUGCUUCGUUUAGGUAGUACAAAACAUCUAAAUUAGUAGAUUCGAUAGAUAUUUGACGACGCUGACACUAUGUUUAAUGUUAUUUUUAUAGACCGAACUACAAAGCAAGAUUUGUAUUGGUGUUGACUUUUGACUGUGAGAAAUAGAUUUCUGGUGCAAUUACUCUAGUGGUUCAUUCAAGAAGGUAUUCGUUUGCAAUAUCACAUGUACAAAGCGGUCAAAAAUAGUGUAAGAAAACUUGAAAAUUACGUGAUACUUCAAUUAAUUGUCGAACCUAACCUCGAACUUGUAACACGAGAAGGAGAUGUCAGUUUAGCCAGUUCAAACCAGGUGUAUUACGGAUCCUCCGAAUCUCCUUAAUUGUUCUGAUUACUUGCAUCUUUGCUGCGUGUUAAAAGAGGGAUGCCACGCAGCAAGCGUAGAGCGCCCUCUAGCACAAACCAUCACCAUACUUCUAUUGAAAUGUCACCUAGUGCCCAGGACGAGGGUAUACCAAGGCAUCCUUCGAAACGACUUAGACACACAUCUAGUGCAAGACGUUAUACAAAAACAGAAGAUGUUUCAAGUACUUCAAGCUUUUCCCAAAAGCGUUGUAUCACUUGGUUCAGAGAAUACACAACACCUGAUGAUUCAGACACUCUCGGUCCUGAAGGAAUGGAAAAAUUCUGUGAGGAUAUUGGUGUAGAACCUGAAAAUGUAGUAAUGCUUGUCCUUGCAUAUAAAAUGAAUGCUCGCCAAAUGGGCUUCUUCACACUAAGUGAAUGGUUGAAAGGUCUUUCGGAAUUACAGUGUGAUUCUAUUAGUAAAAUACAACAAAAACUUGAGUACCUAAGGAAUCAGUUAAAUGAUCCACAUACAUUCAAAGGAAUUUACAGAUAUGCUUAUGAUUUUGCUAGAGACAAAGAUCAAAGGAGCAUGGACAUGGAAACAGCUAGAGUUAUGUUACAGUUACUUUUGGGAAAACAUUGGCCACUUUUCACACAGUUUGCUCAGUUCCUAGAUCAGUCAAAGUACAAAGUGAUUAAUAAAGAUCAAUGGUGCAACAUUUUAGAAUUUUCUCGUACAAUUAAUCAUGACUUGUCUAACUAUGAUUUAGAUGGAGCAUGGCCAGUAAUGCUUGAUGAAUUUGUUGAAUGGUUAAAAAUGCAGCGAGGUAAAGAAGCAUCGUCAACAGAAGUUAGAAGCAGCUGAAACAUUCAAUAAAAA
This is a messenger RNA of Dufourea novaeangliae, 1213 nucleotides long. It is a transcript of the gene SCCRO4, whose product is annotated as DCN1-like protein 5. The record is from RefSeq and is a predicted model, not a curated record. Gene Ontology annotation, biological process: protein neddylation; positive regulation of ubiquitin-protein transferase activity. Gene Ontology annotation, molecular function: ubiquitin-like protein binding; ubiquitin conjugating enzyme binding; cullin family protein binding. Bases 410 to 1198 code for a protein of 262 amino acids. Gene Ontology annotation, cellular component: ubiquitin ligase complex. The transcript is spliced from 6 exons. NCBI's taxonomy places the organism in Eukaryota, Metazoa, Arthropoda, Insecta, Hymenoptera, Halictidae.